AUACAACGCAGCCCCCGAAUCUGCUUCUACAAGCACAGGUGUCUCACGUGAGGAAACACCCUCGGCUCACUCUGUGGUCGGACUCAUGGCCUCCAAGGCAGCCCCUCCCUCCGGGUCAACCUCCUCCCCCUUCACCAUCGCAGAUGCUGCCAGGGCGGCUUGGUCUUGCGUCUCGGACGUCUUUUCCCCUUCGCCUCCGCCUCCGUCGAAGGAUGACACCGCGGAUAUCACGGUGGUCAUGACCCUUAUCCUGCUCGGACAACUCGCUGUACUCUCGGUUGUCUUCGUCUUCCUGACCCCUGCCAAAGGCGGAGGCCGCUGGCUCCCCCCCGCCGACACAGACAAAGGCGCAUACGAGCGUUUCGUGCUAGCGUACUCUCCCGUCUGGAUGGGCGUGUUCGCCGUCAUCAUCGCGGGCCAACUGUACGAAACCUUCACUGCUCACACCUACAUGCUUGUUUGCACUACCCUCUGCCUCCCCCUCUUUUUCUACCCC
Molecule: messenger RNA, 496 nt
Organism: Nannochloropsis gaditana CCMP526
Product: cycloeucalenol cycloisomerase
Exons: 2
Source: RefSeq, a predicted model, not a curated record